Messenger RNA from Mesitornis unicolor (brown roatelo), 3128 nucleotides. It is a transcript of the gene CNTN2, whose product is annotated as contactin 2 (axonal). The coding region runs from base 9 to 3128 and encodes 1039 amino acids. The record is from RefSeq and is a predicted model, not a curated record. The transcript has 23 exons. Gene Ontology annotation, biological process: cell-cell adhesion; brain development. NCBI's taxonomy places the organism in Eukaryota, Metazoa, Chordata, Aves, Mesitornithiformes, Mesitornithidae. Gene Ontology annotation, molecular function: cell-cell adhesion mediator activity.
GGCGCAGGAUGGGAGGCGCCGCUGGAUUUGUCCGCACAUCCCUGGCUGUCGUCGCCUUGCUGGCGUGGUGCCAAGCGCAGAGCAGCACGAGGAGCUACGGGCCGGUGUUUGAGGAGCAGCCCGCGCACACCCUCUUCCCCGAAGGCUCAGCGGAAGAGAAGGUCACGCUGGCUUGCCGAGCAAGAGCCAGCCCUCCCGCGACCUACAGGUGGAAGAUGAAUGGCACAGAGAUAAAGGUGGAGCCGGAUUCCCGUUACAGGCUGGUUGCAGGUGACUUAGUGAUAAGCAACCCCGUGAAAGCCAAGGAUGCCGGCUCCUACCAAUGCGUGGCAUCGAACUCCAGGGGCACGGUGGUCAGCAGGGAAGCCUCCCUCCGCUUUGGCUUUUUGCAGGAAUUCUCCGCAGAAGAGCGAGACCCCGUGAAGAUUACAGAAGGCUGGGGGGUGAUGUUCGCCUGCAGCCCCCCUCCCCAUUACCCAGGCUUGUCCUACCGAUGGCUCCUGAACGAGUUUCCCAACUUCAUCCCAGCCGAUGGGAGGCGUUUCGUGUCUCAGACCACGGGAAACCUUUACAUCGCCAAGACGGAGGCUUCCGACCUGGGCAACUACUCCUGCUUUGCCACCAGCCACAUCGACUUCAUCACCAAGAGCGUUUUCAGCAAGUUCUCCCGCCUCAGCCUCGCCGCAGAGGAUGCCAGGCAGUAUGCACCCAGCAUAAAAGCCAGGUUUCCCGCAGACACCUACGCUCUGGCUGGGCAGAUGGUGACUUUGGAGUGCUUUGCCUUUGGAAACCCCGUUCCUCGGAUCAAGUGGAGGAAGCUGGACGGCUCGCAGUCCUCCAAGUGGAUCGGCAGCGAGCCCCUCCUGCAGAUCCAGGACGUGGGCUUUGAGGAUGAGGGCACUUACGAGUGUGAGGCUGAGAACACCAAAGGGAGGGACACCCACCAGGGCCGCAUCAUCAUUCAAGCUCAGCCCGAGUGGCUGAAGGUGAUCACGGACACGGAAGCCGACAUCGGGUCCGACCUGCGCUGGAUGUCCUGCGUUUUCUGCCAUGGCGAACCAGUUCCAUUUCUGUUUUUCUCAUCUAAUGGCUUCAUCCUCUUGUUUGCACAGAACCGCAUCGAAGUGAGCGGUGGAGAGCUGAGAUUUUCCAAGCUAGUCCUGGAGGACUCUGGCAUGUAUCAGUGUGUGGCUGAGAACAAGCAUGGCACAGUAUAUGCAAGUGCUGAAUUAACAGUGCAAGCCUUAGCACCAGAUUUUAGACUAAGUCCAGUGAAGCGACUGAUACCUGCAGCCCGAAGCGGGAAGGUCAUCAUCCCAUGCCAACCAAGAGCAGCACCAAAAGCCACUGUGCUCUGGACCAAAGGGACUGAGCUCCUCGUCAACAGCAGCAGGGUGACCAUCACUGCAGACGGCACCUUGAUCCUCCAGAACAUCAGCAAAUCUGAUGAGGGGAAGUACACCUGCUUUGCUGAGAACUUCAUGGGCAAAGCCAACAGCACCGGGAUCCUCUCAGUUCGAGAUGCCACCAAAAUCACGUUGGCACCAUCCAGCGCUGAUAUCAACGUGGGCGAAAACCUCACCCUCCAAUGCCACGCGUCCCACGACCCCACCAUGGACCUAACCUUCACCUGGUCGCUGGAUGAUUUCCCCAUUGACCUUGACCGCUCUGAGGGGCACUACCGGCGAGCCAGCGCGAAGGAAGCGAUCGGGGACCUGAGCAUCUUCAACACGCAGCUGAGGCACUCGGGCCGCUACACGUGCACAGCCCAGACGGUCGUGGACAGCGCUUCGGAGUCGGCCACGCUGACUGUCAGAGGCCCCCCAGGCCCCCCCGGGGGUGUGGUGGUGAGGGACAUCGGUGACACCACCGUCCAGCUGAGCUGGAGCCGCGGCUUCGAUAACCACAGCCCCAUCGCCAGGUACAUCGUCGAGGCGCGCACCCUCCUCUCCAGCAAAUGGAAGCAGAUGCGCACCAAUCCUGUAAAUAUCGAAGGCAACGCGGAGACGGCCCAGGUGGUGAACCUCAUCCCCUGGAUGGAUUACGAGUUUCGGGUCCUAGCGAGUAACAUCCUCGGAGUCGGGGAGCCGAGUUUACCCUCCAGCAAGAUCCGUACCAAGGAGGCAGCACCCACUGUGGCACCAUCUGGGCUCGGCGGAGGCGGAGGGGCUCCCAACGAGCUGAUCAUCAACUGGACGCCGACGCUGCGGGACUAUCAGAACGGGGAUGGUUUUGGCUACAUCUUGUCGUUCCGCAAGAAGGGCACCCAGGGGUGGCUGACAGCCAGGGUGCCCCACGCGGAAUCGCUGCACUACGUCUACCGGAACGAGAGCAUCGGUCCCUACACCCCCUUCGAGGUGAAGAUCAAAGCAUACAACAGGAAAGGAGAGGGACCCGAGAGUCUCACAGCCAUCGUGUACUCUGCAGAAGAAGAACCCAAAGUGGCUCCUUUCCGAGUUAUGGCCAAGGCCGUUCUGUCCUCAGAAAUGGACGUGUCCUGGGAGCCCGUGGAGCAGGGAGACAUGACCGGAGUGCUUCUGGGCUACGAGAUCCGGUACUGGAAGGACGGCGGUAAAGAGGAGGCAGCUGACAGAGUGAGAACAGCAGGACUGGUCACAUCGGCUCACGUCACAGGCCUGCACCCCAACACGAAAUACCACGUAUCAGUCAGAGCCUACAACCGGGCUGGGACCGGCCCCCCCAGCCCCUCCACCAACGUCACGACCACAAAGCCACCACCAAAGAGGCCGCCUGGCAACAUCUCCUGGACUUUUUCUGGGUCUACGGUCAGCAUCAAGUGGGACCCCGUGGUGGCGAAGGCAGACGAGUCCGCAGUCACGGGGUACAAGAUGCUUUACAGGCAGGAUUCCCACUCUGCCCCCACGCUGUACCUGGCCAGCAAGAGCCGCAUCGACAUCCCCGUCCCCGAAGACUUCACUCACGCCUUUGUGCAGAUCCGAGUGACGGGCCCCGGGGGUGAUGGGACCCCCGCAGAGGUUCACAUCCUCCGAAACAGUGGGACCAGCAUGAUGGUGGAGGACUCCGUGACAAGGCCAGUGCCCCACGCCGCCCUCAUCACCACCAACUCGGUGGUGAUGCUGGCCCUGAUCCGGUACCUGGAGCUCUGA